This is a messenger RNA of Colletotrichum higginsianum IMI 349063, 1416 nucleotides long. RefSeq names its product major facilitator superfamily transporter. The transcript is spliced from 2 exons. Bases 1 to 1416 code for a protein of 471 amino acids. Gene Ontology annotation, molecular function: transmembrane transporter activity. Gene Ontology annotation, biological process: transmembrane transport. The record is from RefSeq and is a predicted model, not a curated record. Lineage: Eukaryota; Fungi; Ascomycota; Sordariomycetes; Glomerellales; Glomerellaceae. Gene Ontology annotation, cellular component: brush border membrane.
AUGGCAGCAGUGACAGCAGCGACGGCCUCGUCGCCCUCGGCCGCAGUCGACCCCUCAACGCGCAAACGCGUUCUCAGAGUCGUCACUAUCUCUCUCCUUCUCGACUUGAUAUCCUUCACCUUCAUCCUCCCUCUCUUUCCGAAGCUCCUCGAGUUCUACCGCGAUCGUGAAGUCGGUCCCGCUAUCGCCGACGCCAACGCCCCUACGACCCUCCUCCAGUCUGUUCUCUCGGGCCUGAACCGCUACAAGGCUGCCUUCGCUCGACCCAUUGACUCGCGCUACGACAUCGUCCUCCUCGGCGGCGCCCUCGGGUCCCUCUUCAGCCUGCUGCAGGCCGUCGCUUCCCCGCUCAUCGGUCGCCUCUCUGACCGUCACGGCCGCCGUACCGCCCUGUUAGCCUCCAUGUGCGGCAACAUCCUCUCCGUGCUCCUGUGGGUCGUCGCCGUCGACUUCCGCACCUUUGUGGCCUCACGCGUCGUCGGUGGCCUGUCCGAAGGCAACGUCCAGCUCGCGACCGCCAUGGCGACCGACAUCUCGGACGAGCAGAGCAGAGGCUCGACAAUGGCCCUCAUCGGCGCCUGCUUCUCCAUCGCCUUCACCUUCGGCCCCGGCUUGGGCGCCUGGCUGAGCACCAUCACCACUGUCAAGGAGAACCCUUUCGCUACCGCCGCCGGCUUCAGCCUGUUCCUCAUCCUGACCGAGACGAUUUACCUGUACUUUUGCCUCCCCGAGACCCUCCCCGCCCUGACGGGCAAGGGCCGCGCCGUUGCGACCAAGGGCGAGAAGGAUACCAAAACGACGAAGACGACUACUGCUCCGAGCCCGCUGCUGCGCACAAACUCUCACUUCCUCCUCAAUGCCGUUCACUUCGUCUUUCUGCUCUUCUUCUCCGGUAUGGAGUCCUCGCUGUCCUUCAUGACCUACGAGCUCUUCGCCUUCGGCUCCUCCAAAAACGGCCGUCUCCUUGGCUUUGUCGGCCUCGUCGCCUCGAUCCUGCAGGGCGGCGUCACACGCCGCUUGCCGCCCCUGCUCUCCGUGCGCGUGGGCGUCGUGGCGUGUCUCGUGUCCUUCGUCCUGCUGGGCCGCAUCACGACCACCUCGGGGCUGUACGUCGCGGCGACAUGCCUGGCCAUCACCUCGGCGACGGUCGUUACUGGCCUGAACGCUCUUAGUAGCUUCGAGGCCGCCGAGGGCGAGCGCGGCGGCAAGCUUGGUAUCCUCCGCGGCUGGGGCCAGCUUGGUCGCGGGCUGGGACCCAUCCUCUUCACGAGCGUCUACUGGUGGGCCGGUCGCGAGGUCGCGUACACCAUGGGCGCCACAGGGAUAGCGGUCGUGGCCGCGGCUGUGUUUGCAGGUCUUAAGACACCACCCGGCUCGUUGAAGAAGAAGGUACCCGCCGAGAAGAAGGCCGCAUAA